AUGAUCAUGGGAGGCCUCCUGGACGACGACUCCAUAUCGGCGAUCAAGGAAUAUGAGCGAAAGGCCAUCACGGCACAACGCUAUCCAUAUAUCCAUAAAGGAAUCCCUACUAUCUCCUUUACGGAUAAGGAUGCGAGCGAGCUGGAUAUCCCUCAUCUCGACCCACUCGUGGUCACUCUGCAGAUUCACGACUGCGACGUCGCGAAGGUUCUGGUUGACACUGGAAGCACGAUGAACCUCAUCUUCCUAGAAACAUCGGACCGCAUGGGAGUGGAAGAGAGGUCCAUCAAACCCACAUCCCGUCCCCUCACCGGCUUCACCGCCGAGCACGUUUACAGUUGCGGUACAGUCCGACUCCCUGUUUAUGUCGGCGGAAUUUCAAAACUUCUGAAGUUCAUUGUCAUGGACAAACCGGCCAUCUACAACGCAAUCCUUGGCACCCCCUGGCUCCAUGAAAUGAAAGCCGUCAUCUCAACCUUCGACCAGUGCGUGAAGUUCCCGAUGCCUUCCGGAAUUUUCACUUUACGUGGGGAUCAAAGGAUGACGCGAUCAUGCUUCCUUCGCGAACGCAAGCUUCGCACCGCGUCAUCUUUCAUGGUGAUCGAGCCCCCAAACCAACAGCCUCGUGAAGAAUCAAGGCCAACAUCGGAUGACGAGACCAACAGAUCCGACGUAACGAGACGCAUCGCCACGACGCAAGAGGCUAUCCCCCCGAUCCUUCAACAAAGAAACGCCGAGCCCACCUGGAAAUCCGACUUAAGAUCCAACAUGAGCACUAAGAAACCCAAGAAGCUCUCUAAUCUAUUCGAAAUGGAACAACUCGAGGACGAACCGCUACGAAGUUACUUGGAUAGAUUCAAGAGCAUGCUGCUCGACCUCGACGAGAUCCCCGGAGCACCCCGGAUCUCAGAACCAGUACUCAUCCAGGCCCUCGGAAACGGACUCCGGCACCAAUCUAGAUUUCGGGAAGACUUCCGCCUCCGCCCCUUCUCAACCUUGAAGGACGCCUUCCUUCGCGCUGAAAAUUACGUUCGCAUCGAGCAGGAUAUCCCGCAGCUACGGUUCGACCCGAAAGAUCCCCGGAUCCAUUCAUCCCCUUGCCGAGACGACGCUCAUGUCAGCGACGACGAGACCCGGAGGAGCAUAGAGAACCGCGCGCUGAGCGACCGCCAUGCUUCUCCGCAGUGUUCAUUCUCAGAUCAGGAGAUACUCGAAAUCAUUGCCGACAUUCGGAGGACCCCCCUGACGAGCCGCCUCUCCGAGAUACCACUGAAGAAACGUACCUCGCUGCACCUAAAUUUCUACGACGGCCGGGACGAUCCCAAGCAAUGGAUCUCGUCCUUCAUGACAACCAUGAGAAUACCAAAAUAUGCCUUCGAUGAUCUGGCAGCCGCCUUCCUAAAGCAACACCUCCGCUUCGCACUCGACGACCUUAUCUUGUGCAAAUCCAACGACGAUAGGGUCGACCGCCUAGGCAAAUUCGGCUUCAGCUGGGAAGGACCAUAUCGAGUCGCACGAGUUGUCAAGCCAGGCAUCUAUCAGCUCGAAGACAACCUUGGCAACACGUCCGAACGCCUCUGGAGCUCAACGGAGCUGCGCAAGUUUCAUGACUAG
Molecule: messenger RNA, 1614 nt
Organism: Microthlaspi erraticum
Lineage: Eukaryota; Viridiplantae; Streptophyta; Magnoliopsida; Brassicales; Brassicaceae
Source: the annotation of a GenBank genome assembly